Scutellospora calospora is the source of this 2010-nucleotide messenger RNA. The record is from the annotation of a GenBank genome assembly. NCBI's taxonomy places the organism in Eukaryota, Fungi, Glomeromycota, Glomeromycetes, Diversisporales, Gigasporaceae.
GAAAGUUAUGGAAUUCCUAGUUCAAAUUUUUCAAAUGAAAGACCUUCAAAUAACUCUUCUUUUGCUAUUCAUAGUAAAAGUAAUAUUAUAAUAGAUGAUCAAAGAGCAAUUAUUGAUUAUGCUAAAAGGUUCAUGAAAAAUUUUAAUGAACCAUCAAACUUAAUUGGAUUCAAACUUUUAGUUGAAGAUCCUGAAAUAAAAUUUCCUACAAAAUUAUUAGUUGAUGCUCUCUUAUUGCUUAGCGAUUCUUCUUCAUUUGAAUGCUAUAUAGGUAAUACUAUUCCGCAUUUAGAAUUACGCCUCCGAACUUGGUUUGCUGUUUUAGAAAAAGUGGUUUAUUCUCCUACUGUAUUGACCCGUGAAAUCCGUGAAAAACUUCGCAGUAAUUUGGAUAGAUUUAUUAAUAUUCAUUACCAAAUAACUAUGGUUUUUAGUCAGAAGAAUGAUCAUAGCUAUAAACCUGGAGAGAUUGACAGCACUAAUGAUACUGAUAUAAUAUUUCCAAAUUAUAAUAUUAACUUUUUAUUAUUCCACUUGCGUGAUACUUUGAACUUUAUACGUGAUGAUGAAUUUUAUUUUGAUGAAUUUUUAAGAUGUGUCAAAGAAGGCCUUAUAGAACUUAUUAGGGCCACUCCUAGAAUAUCAAACACUUCCAGAAACAUCCCAGUUGCACUUGGUGAACUUUUUGUUAGUGGUACCAUGCCAAGAUUUAUUAAUUUUCUUAGGAUUAAAUGUCCUGUCGAUUACUGGUAUCCCACAUGGCGUGAACUUCUAAUUGUACAUUAUUCAUUAAAAACUUUAGCUCAAGACGUAAAUUUUAAUAUCUUACAAUUUUAUAACGAGGCUUAUCUUCUUGAAUCUCUUUGGCAACAUACUUUUAAUGAGAGCUAUAAGCAAUCAACUAAUAUUGAUAUUUUAGCAAUCCUUAAUGACCAGAGUAAAUUUUCCAGUUUAUGGAUCAGUGAUGAACCAACUACUCUACCGAACAUGUUAUGGUUUGGAGUAUUAGAUCUUGCCCAAAACUUAAGCUAUAAAACAAUUCAACCUACCAGUUUAGCUCUUUGUUAUUAUUUAGGUCUAGAAUCGUUACAAAAAUCCCAAAACUAUUUCAUUCAAUUCAAAUCUUUAGAGUUACUCUUAUCGUUAUCUUUUCGAGAACCUGAUUGGUUUGAAUAUAUGGUACAAGAAGAAAUAGAAAAAUUUAUUGAAGCAUUACCGAUAGAUGCUCGACAAAAUUUUAAAAAUUUAAUUCGUGAUAUAAAUAAAAAGAUUAAAUUAGAUAAUGAAUUUAUCGAACAAUUAAAUAUAGUUAAUAACAAAGAAAAAUCAGUAGUUAAAAAUAAUUUACCGGAUAAAAAUUUGUUCUCUUUAUUAGAAAUAAUUUCUGAAAAUUUUACUUGCCCAAUUACCGGACAAAUAACUGACGAUUUUUUGAUUCUAGCAUGCUGUGGCUAUUCUGUUAGCUAUCAUGCCAUUGACAAGUGGAAAAAAAUAUCUGCACUUGAGAAUAAAUUAUUCGAAUGUCCAUUUUGUAGAACUGAAAUAAAUCAAAAAUCACUUUAUAAUCUUAUGCAAAAUGCAAUAGUAAAAAGUCUUCACGGAAGAUUAAAAGAAGCAGGAUUAGAAAAACGGGAAAUAUUAACACAUAAGAAUUGUUUAAUGGAUGAUGGCUUAUUUUUAAAGACGAAUAAAAUGCAUAUGUGUAGAAUUCAUUUAUCAUCAAAAUUACCUAUCUCAAUUUCACGAAAAACUUGUCCAAAAACUUUACAUCCAGCCUUCAAUAAAGCAGCUAAAGCAGAACAACAAAAUGAUUAUGCGGCGACUAUAAUAUGGUUAACUCAAGUUUUGCAAUUUUAUCCAAAAAGUUAUUCUGUUCAAUGUAGAAGAGCAUUCGCAUCUUGGAAACUUGGAUUAUAUUUGCAAGCUUUAGAAGAUCUAGAAACACAAUAUUUCAAAGAAUUUCUUUUAAAUGCUAUCAAAAAGUUUUUAAAUACUGUGCUUAAUACUUAA